This is a messenger RNA of Candoia aspera, 3106 nucleotides long. It is a transcript of the gene CHAF1A, whose product is annotated as chromatin assembly factor 1 subunit A. The transcript has 14 exons. NCBI's taxonomy places the organism in Eukaryota, Metazoa, Chordata, Lepidosauria, Squamata, Candoiidae. Gene Ontology annotation, biological process: nucleosome assembly. Gene Ontology annotation, cellular component: CAF-1 complex; nucleus. Bases 130 to 2862 code for a protein of 910 amino acids. The record is from RefSeq and is a predicted model, not a curated record.
ACAGCACUGGGUGGUCAAAAGAAGGGCUGGGCGAAGGCCAUCGUGAAUUAAUAAUCUGAGGUGACGGGCAUUGCAUUUGUUCUGAAUGUCUAUGGCAAUUUAAUUGUUAUCUGUCUUUGCUAGGCAACUAUGGAGUGUCAAAAUAAAACAGGAGUUCCUGCCCGGAAGCUAAUCCAAGCUCGAUUGCCUUUCAAGCGCUUGAAUCCCAUACCAAAGGAGAAACAUGACACAAACCCUGAAGUUAAAAAAGCCAGGAGUCAGCAGAACAUCCUCAAUCAAAACACACCUUGUCCUGCUUUGCCGCAUCCGUUACCGGACAAUGUGGAAAACAGCUGUGAGGAAGAAACCGAAACACACGUUAGAAAACUGGUUAAUGGCAAGGGGCCAUUAGAUAACUUUGUGCAGAAAAGUAUAAAACAUGAUACAAGUCAGUCUGUGCCCCUAAUAGACUUGACGGGGGACCCUCAUCACGGACUGAAUGAUAACACGGGCUGUACCAAGUCCAACAACAGAGUAGCAUCUUUGGAGGAAACCUCAAAGGAGAAAGGCCAGCCUGGUUCCCCCAGUUCCGCAUGUAAUACCCUGGUACAUCCUUGCUUAGAAACUUGCUUAGAGGUAACAGACAAGGAAUUACCAAGUGUGGCGUCAACUGAGAUAGAAACUACUACUUCCAAUGAGGAUAACCCCCAAAAUGUCAUAUUUGAACAGAAAAUGCCUGUCGUGGUUCUGGAGGAUAUCUUGGCAUCCAGAUCUCCUCAAGCUGCCUCUUUGGAAAGGAGCCUGCCUUCUGAAAACAACACCAUGGAAUCUUGUCCCGAAGAGGACACGCCAUGUACAAAUUCCUCCUUAAGUUCUCUCUCCCUUACCAGCUCUCCUGAAUCUCUGGCUACCAAGGAGCAUAACGUUAAUCCAUUAGCUGCUUCGACACCUGUUUGGAAGGCUUCUCCAAAAGUCCAUCAAAGUUCAGAGGAGAAGGAGAAACUCAAGCUGCAGAGGGACCAAGAACGUGCAGAUAAGCUUCAGAAGCUGCAAGCUAAACGGGAGGAGCGGGGAAGACUGAAAAAGGAAGCCAAGGCUGCAAAAGAACGUGCCCGAGAGGAGGCAAAGAGGAAGAAAGAAGAAGAGAAGGAGUUGAAGGAUAAAGAAAGGAGGGAGAAAAAGGAGAAGGAUGAAAAAGAGAAAGCUGAGAAACAGCGAGCCAAGGAAGAAAAACGGAAAGAGAGGCAGGAAGCCCUGGAGGCAAAAUUAGAAGAAAAAAGAAAAAAAGAGGAAGAAAAGCGCUUGAAAGAGGAAGAGAAGCGCCUCAAAGCAGAAAAGGCUGAAAUCACCCGGUUCUUUCAAAAACCAAAAACCCAGCCUGCUCCAAAAACUCUGGCAGGCUGGUGCGGAAAGUUUGCUCCCUUUGAGAUCAAGGAGAACAUGGUCCUUGCUCCGCUUUGCCGUGUGGCCAUCGAUCAGGACCUCUCCGACCGAUUAGACCAGUUCGUGCAAGAGCAGAGCUGUGACACUUCUUUCUUGGAAGAACUGAGGAGUCGGGAUCCUAGGAAAUCUGAGCCCACCCUUGCCUGCAGCUGGAGUGCUGACGGGAUCAACAGUGAUGUGGUCAUUGUGGGUAGCAGCCAAGCGGAAGAUGCGCCAGAAAGGAAGAAGUUCGGCAGAAUGAAACUCCUGCAGUUCCGUGAGAAUCACCGGCCUGCCUACUGGGGCACGUGGAACAAGAGAUCUUCAGCAAUAAGGCCAAGAAGCCCUUGGGCCAAAGAUAUGAAGCUGCUGGACUACGAAGUUGAGAGUGACGAAGAGUGGGAGGAGGAGGAACCGGGGGAGUCCCUCUCCCACAGCGAAGGGGAUGAGGAAGAAGAUGGGGGAGAGGAGGAAGAUGACGACGACGGGUUCUUUGUUCCCCAUGGAUACCUUUCGGAGGACGAAGGCGUGACUGAAGAAUGUGAUCCCGAAAACUACAAAGUUCGCCAGAAGCUGAAAGCCAAGGAGUGGGACGAGCUGAUCGCCAAGGGGAAGGGGUUCCGCAUCUUGCAGCCCGUGAAGAUCGGUUGCGUUUGGGAGGGUGAGGGCAGCGGCUUCGGCACAAGCGCGGAAACGGGCAUCCUGCAGCAGUUCACGGCUUCUCUCCUGGAUUCCAGCUUCGCCGAUGAAGAAUUGGUAGAGAAAAGCAGCAAGAAGAAAACGAAAGACCAACGAACCUUGGCCCAGCUGCUUCCGCUGCUUCACGGCAACGUGAACGGAAGCAAAGUCAUCAUCCAGGAGUUCCAGCAGUGCUGCCGCCUGGGGCUGGUGUUGGACAACGGGAGUCCGGUCUCCUCCUCGGGCAGCGGGGAUGCCAGCCCCAGGCUCUUCCAAGGCCAGGCCCCGGCCUGUGAGAACGCCGUUCCUUCCAAAGCCAGGCUGAAGAGAAUCAUCUCCGAGAACUCCAUAUACGAGAAGAGGCCCGAGUAUCGGAUGUGUUGGUACGUGCACCCUGAGGUCCUGAGGAACUAUGGCCAAGAGCACCUGCCUGUUCCUUGCCAGUGGAACUACAUUACUCAGGUUCCGUCAGUAGCCAAGGAGGAAGGGGGCAAUUUGCCAGGAGGGACGGUGACCCAGGCCCCCCCGGUCUCGGCAAAACGGAAAUCAACAGGAAGCAUGUCAAUAACCAAGUUCAUGAGGAGACCACCGGGGACCGAGCAGGCGGAAAGCACGGAGACGGAUGGAUUUCAGGCAGACACGGAGGAAGAGGACGACGACGAGUGCAUCGUUGUAGACGUACAGCAGAACCGAGGCAAGCUCACUGAUGCAGCCCCUGAGCGGAGGACCCCCGAAGCGGAACCAGCCGCCGUGGCUGCCAGCAACUCCCCUGAUGCCUUUUGAUAUACACAUCCCCGUCCUUUACUGCUUUGUACGUAUGUAGAAUUUUUUUUAGUUUAUUGUAAAACCCUUGUGUAUCUUUUUUUUUUGUACAAGAUACUUGAACAUACUGUGUUCCUUGUAAAGAGAAGACAGCACUUUGUUCUGCUUCAAACUGAUGGAAGCUUAAGACAUAUUUUUAGGGGCGGGGUAGGCGAAUAAAAUAUACGGCAUAUAAUCUCUCUAAUAAAAGCAUUAUUGAAUUUUU